Messenger RNA from Carassius gibelio (silver crucian carp), 2895 nucleotides. RefSeq names its product ubiquitin carboxyl-terminal hydrolase 3-like. Gene Ontology annotation, molecular function: zinc ion binding; cysteine-type deubiquitinase activity. The transcript has 15 exons. Gene Ontology annotation, biological process: protein deubiquitination. The coding region runs from base 1 to 1419 and encodes 472 amino acids. The record is from RefSeq and is a predicted model, not a curated record. Gene Ontology annotation, cellular component: cytoplasm. Lineage: Eukaryota; Metazoa; Chordata; Actinopteri; Cypriniformes; Cyprinidae.
AUGAAUCCCGGGCCAGUUUGCCGGUCAAACAAAAGCCCAUGGGUUUGCCUGUCAUGUUUGAAUGUGCAUUGUGGAAGGUAUGUAAACGGCCAUGCCAAAAUUCAUUUUGAGGAGAUUCAGGCACCAGGAUGCUGUCAAAGGAAGCCGGAGCGAGACAAGUCAAGCGAGAAGAGUCAGCAGCACUCUGUGUGUAUGGACUGUAACAUCAUCCCUGUGUCAUGUUACAGAUGUGACGAAUUUGUAGUGAAUGACACAAAACUAGGGCAUGUGCAGAGGGUCAGAGAACAUCUGCAGAGUUUGGAAAACUCUUUGUCUAAUACAGACAGACAGAGGAAGAGAAAACGGUCAGACAGUUCUUCUCCUGACAGCAAGCAGAAGAAAGACGGCGACUGCACUGUAGCACAAUGUGCCACGGGCCUCCGCAACUUGGGCAACACCUGCUUCAUGAAUGCCAUUCUCCAGUCCCUGAGUAACAUCCAGGUGUUCAGCUGUUAUUUUAAGGAGCUGCCCUCGGUGGCCUUACGAAGCGGGAAAACCGCAGGAAGGAGAAUGUACCACACCAGAAGUCAGGGGGACAGCAGUGUUUCUCUGGUCGAGGAGUUCAGGAAAACAGUCUGUUCACUUUGGCAGGGGAGUCAGACUGCCUUCAGCACAGACGCUCUCUUUUAUGUCAUCUGGAAAAUCAUGCCGAGUUUCAGGGGUUACCAACAACAGGAUGCUCACGAGUUCCUGCGUUACCUUCUUGACCAUCUCCUUUCCAAAACAAAUGGGACCUCCACUAUCGUUACAUCUGUGUUUGGUGGCGUCCUGCAGAACGAGGUUUACUGCUUGAUAUGUGGCACGGAGUCUCGAAAAUUUUAUCCGUUCCUAGAUCUCUCAUUGGACAUUCCCAGCCAAUUCAGAAUCAAGUUCACAAAAGACCAAGAGCCGGGGCCAACUUGCACUUUAAAUGAUUGCCUUCGGAGUUUUACAGACCUCGAGGAACUCGAUGAAACGGAGCUCUACAUGUGUCACAGGUGCAAAAAGCGACAAAAGUCAACCAAGAAAUUCUGGAUCCAGCAACUGCCCAAGGUGCUCUGUUUGCAUCUGAAGAGGUUCCACUGGACAGCGUUUCUGAGGAAGAAGAUCGACACCUAUAUAGAGUUUCCCAUGCGUGGCCUUGACAUGAAAAGCUUCUUGCUUGAGCCUGAAAACAGCUUGCCAGACAGAUGCCUGUAUGAUCUUGCUGCAGUAGUGGUUCAUCAUGGAUCUAGCAUCGGAUCGGGACAUUACACAGCAUACGGGCUUCACGAGGGCCGAUUGUGCCACUUCAACGACAGCAGGGUCACUCUGGUCAGUGAGGAGGCUGUGCUGAAAGCCAAGGCCUACAUUCUGUUCUACACAGAGCACAGCGAUCAAGAGAGUCCAGCCAAGCUUUAAGACAUCCUCCGGAUCAGUUGUUGGACUUUCAUAUGUGUGCCGUCUUCUGUCUCCCGUCUUAUGCUAUCCAGUUAUGAUUUGUGUGUCACAAAACCUCAGUACAAACCGAAUAGCUGCUUGAUGACUUUUGGUUUCAUAGACUGUCCCAGUUUUUCGCCUGCCAAGUGAACUCAAAUUAACUGUAGAAACAAAAUGCUUUUUUCUCUCAUUGAAAUUUUUCCAUGGUCUGAAAUGAUGACAGCUGUCACGUUUCUGUGUCAGACACCGACGUCUCCAACUCACGCCAAGAUCGCUCGCUGCUCCAGGAAAAAUCAUUUCUGUUCAGCUCAGAAAUUCAUUCCUGUCCUCUGAGCCAGCCGUUCAUUGAUCGAGGAUGAUGCAGAGGUAUAGCUGAUCUAAAACUUGAAUUCAAUUGAUUUUAUGUGACAAAACAAGAUGUAAUUUGUAUCACAAAGCAGUGGUUGACUCAGAUCACCUCACUAAUGUGAAAAUGACUUUUGGAAAGAAGGGUCCAUUAGCUCACAUGUUUCUUUUCCUUUACGCUUGAAAACGUUUGAACACUCUCUGUCCUUUUAGAAUUAAAGGAAUGCAGAUUGUGCAAAAGUUGAUUUGUGUGUUUAUUAUACUCUCAAAAUUAAAACAUAUAUAUAAUACUUUAUUGUAUUUACUGGUCCAUUUAUCAUCUUGUAUAGUUAUUAAUAUUUUGUUGUUUAACAUUGUUAUUUGUUUUUAUUUUUAAUAUGUUUAUAUAGUUUUUUGUUUUAUAUUUUAAAAUCGUUUUGCAUUUAAUGCAUUUUUAUUUUAUUUAUUUUUUUAUUUUAGUACAUCAAAUGAAAAGAAGAAAUGUCGCCUGAAUUCAAAGAAGUUGAAAGAUUUUGUCAGUUAAAUUUUAUGAACAAAAGUUUAGUUUUUCUUUUUCUUUUUAUCUUCCAUGGUUUUAGUUUUAGUUAAUAAUAACUGAUUCAUACUGAGAUAUCGGAGGACCAACCUUGGUUUGUUUAGGACCAGGUAAAGCUGAAAUCCAGUGAUUUGUUCUUCUUCACAAUUGUUCAUUCUUGCAACCUUUUACCUGGUAAACUUGAUUUUGUUUCCAAAAAUUGUGCAAAACGAGCCAAUCAGAUUAUGGCUUGCCAAAUAGAGGAAGUGCAUGCCAUUUGUGUGUGUUCAAAUAUGCAUCAGAUGGUCCGUGGGUGUGCCAUCUGAGCAGUAGCACGAGGAUCACUGCUAGCUGUGCCCCACUUCUGUAUCAGACAUUGCAAAUAGGGUAAAAAUGAUCUCUAUUCAGCCAGAAAAAAAAAAUGUCAGUUCACUGUCUUUCAUUGCCAAUGUCACGCCUUUUGUGUUAUCAAUUAUAUGAAAGUCUAAAUCGAAAUGAAGCACUAUAGAUAUUUUUUAAAUAAAUAUUUAAUUAUACGGUUUUAUGUAUAUACUGUACAUACUGUACUGCUUAAUAUUAAACACCUUGGAUUUUGGAUC